Bombus huntii is the source of this 5694-nucleotide messenger RNA. RefSeq lists its product as uncharacterized. Bases 648 to 1361 code for a protein of 237 amino acids. Gene Ontology annotation, cellular component: membrane. The transcript has 3 exons. NCBI's taxonomy places the organism in Eukaryota, Metazoa, Arthropoda, Insecta, Hymenoptera, Apidae. The record is from RefSeq and is a predicted model, not a curated record.
GUUGAUAUAGAUCAAUAUUAUCAUGAGAAAAAAAGUGUUAUAAGUAAAUAAAUAAAUAAUCUUUCUAAUAUUUCACUAUUUGUCAUAUCUAACGUUGAUUAAUUCUAAUACUCGAAAAAACAAAAUGAUUCAUUGUCUAAAAUAUUUGAGCCUUUAUAAGCCUCAUUUAAGCCUUUAUAACUAUUAUAGGCGAAGUUUCAUCCCAUACGACCUUUGGUUUAGUAUUAUCGUUCUGUAAUAAUACCGUCGUAAUAUCGUUAGUUGCGACAGCUGCAAACAAUGAUUUUUCUACUCUUCGUCCGAUUUAAUUCCGCUUGUUCAAUUUCAUUAGUUCCUUAAUUUAAGAAAGAUGCGCUGCUAUGAAUUUUCAUGAUAGCUUGCAACAGAUAAAAUGAUGUGACGUGUGUCAAAUUUUUAAUCGAAUAUAUCUUGAAAUUAUUAACAAUCUAUAUGAAACUUGCAGUGCAAAGAUAGCACCGAAAGAAAUAGCAUUAUCGCAUGGCACUUCAGGUUUCAAUAUCUUGGCAAUAAAGCUAUUUUGUAUUGUAACCCUUUAGAGGAGAUAAUUAGGGAAAUCACACAAAACUAUUUACGAUGACUGGCUCUUGGAUACCAAUGAAGAUUAUCCAUCACAAAGCAAACGAUACAUGGGCUUAGUAAAUGCCGUUUAUUGCUGGCCCUCCGUGAAAGUACUCUACUGUAUUGUUUUCUCCAUGAACCUGGCUGGCCUUUUAGCCGUCAUUCUGGCCAUUUUCUGGGCCGUACGAUUCGAAAGAGGCUUUGCCGAUUACCUGAAUCUUAUCACCCCUGGAUGGUCAUACGACGAAUUUUUUAGAAUUCGCUUUUUUUUUUUAUUGUCUGGGUUAACGAGCGGAUCACGACGAGCAGGUGACGGUCACGUGUGGACCGCGAUCAUCGUGUCUGCUGGCGUUUGCUGUUCCCCUGCCUAUAUCCUGGGAAUUAAGUGCUGGCUCUACCUGAAACUAGAACCAGCUAGAAACGAUUUAGAGGAUCAACACAAAGUAGACGACAACGUAGAUCCUCACGAUGUGAAUCGGCUUCUAUUCUUCCACGUGAUUGCCUGUCUGCUGUCAGGAUUCUUGGUAGCUAUUCUAAAUGCCACUUACUUGAUUCUGUUGAGCGGAUUUCAGCAAAAAAGCCGCGAUGGCUUGAUAGAAGCCAUGGAGAAAUAUGGAAUUGACGUCGCUGUGAAGGCGAGGGUAGACGCUCUUCAAACCGAACUCGAAUGUUGCGGGGAUAAUAGUUACGAAGAUUGGUUUCGAAUUCCGUGGCUGAAACUGUCGAUGGAGGGACCCGAGGAUAUGGAGAACGGUCCUCGACUGGAAGGGCAGUGGGUAUAAUCGAACCAAUUACCAUUUAUUAUUGUUAAUAACAAGAAUUAAAUGGUUAGUGACCAUCGUGCACGCUAGUGUAGAAAAGGAAACAAAGUGUUAGCAAUAAAUAUGAGAAAUGGUUAAAAGGAUAAUCGAGGAACUUUCUGAGAAAAUGAACUACGAAAUUACAUCGUGAAUUGAGGAAAUUGCACUUUAAUACUAGUUUCUAAAUAGCAACUACGUUUAAUUAUCGAUAAUUAUAGUGGUCUUGAAGAAUUUUUUCUUGCUUUAUAUUUACAGAAUAAAUACGAACAUAGCGCUUCACUCGGCACCUAUGAAUGUGUUUACCAUGUGGCUCCUAAAUAUUUUUUCAGAAUGUUCCUUAAAAUAUGAUGAUUGUCGAACGAUUUUAGGAGAACGUAGAUAAUCCCGUUUAAUCUCAGCUUUACCCAUUUACUUUUGUCUGUUUUAAAAGGAGGUAUUAGCAUUUUUAGUAAGUUCUCUUAAUCUAUCUUAAUGCUUGAAUGCAUUGAUUGUGUGAUAAAGAUCAGUACCAGAAGAGCGAGAAGAAGAAACUUCCACGCCCGUGGAUGUACCUUUCUCCUGUUGUUCCAAUGACAUUCCGAAACCUUGUGUUCAUCACGAUAUUCUCAGCCCCAGUGCCGUCUACAACUACGAUCCUAAACAUUUAACCAUCUCCACUAAUGGGUGCAGAUCGAAGAUUAUAAGUCGAGGUGAAGUUAUCAAAACGUACUUGACAGGAUAUCUUGCUCUUUUAUCCCUAUAUCAGGUAAUUUUGUCGUACGUGUCUCGAUUAUUGCAAACAGCCUAUAGCAACGAGCUGUACAUAGGACCUCAGAAGACUCGUUACCACGUCUGGAUAUUCUUCAAGCCGGAAGAUUUACCUGGAAACGAGCGAAGAAGCGAGCGAAUGCGUCCUCAGAGAAAACGAUCGAAACUAAAGUUAGCCUCUACGUUCUCGAAAGGUUGGGACGAGAAGGAAACGAGUUCUCAGCGUCGUAAAAACAGGAAGGGAAGCAUGAAAGUUUUAACGAAUAUUCGUUCGAAAAUCUCCUCCGUUAAAUCGAAAAGCCUACCUACUAUUAGACCUACUUUCUUUUCUAACAAUUCUCGAGGAAAGAAACGAAGCGCGCAACGGUUGAGAGAGAUCGGCGAGGAAGAAGAUGAGCAACCGGAAGAAGAAACGAGACUUCUGUCAGAACAUAAAACGAGAUCUGAGAUUGUUAUGAAAAAAGAUCAUCUCUCUGUUUUUUCAUUAUUAUCGGACGAUUCCUCGACGAAUUUACCGCCGCCGCCGCCGCCACCUCCACCUCCUUUUGUACUAAAUCUUGAUGUAGAAGACGAAGAGGAAGAUCAACUUCUUUCCGAAAUCGUGCCUUCAAAGUCCUCCAAUAUAACAAAAGUUAAUGUACCAUCGAUACAAAACGUAAUUACAAAUCAGAACUCUGGCAGACGCAUAAAAGUAUUAGAAAAAUUUGGUCAAAUCUGGGAACGUAUUGAUAGAGGCACUCAGCAUAGGGAAAGCGGAGGAGCAGAUAUUUCGAGUAGCAAUUUGAGAUACGAUUGUUCAAGAAGCGAAGUUCGUACAAGGCUAAGUUCAACGGACGUUUACAAUAGAUUCCGUGGUACUCUUCAGCACACUCUGGCUAGAAGAGAGGCCAUUAGAGCUCGAAAUGGAUCGACAAAACUUUAUAGUCCCAAAAGUCGGAUGAAACUGGAAAUCAGAAGAAGCAAUAUUCUAGCUAGGAUACGAAGCAAAAAUGUUCCUCCUUCUUAUCGUUUACUGGCAGAUUUCGAGCUCCACACAAGACCAAUUUUUCAACCACAUCCGAUACAAUUGUCUGUUCCUCCUCUUCCAUCAUCUCCACCUCUUUCACUUCUUCCUCCACUUCCACCUCCACCUCUUUCUCUUCCUCCUCCACCUCCACCUCCACCUCCGCCUCCGCCUCUACCUCCAUUUUCUUCGCCAAAUCCGAUCAAAUGGAGCAGAAAUUCAGAGAGAAUUUGUGAAACAAAGGCAUUACCGCGAGAACAACGCCAAUGCAGCAUUUGCAAUCGUCCAGUCGAGCAAAGCCCCAGCUCUUCUUCUCGCGAAUCUCUCGUCGAAGUUCGUAAGGAUGCUCGAACAUUUUCUGCUUCAGCUCGAAGAAAAGCUCGCGCCACGUUCUCGCGGCAUAGGGAGUUUCUAAGAGGAGAUUACGCGUCUUGGAAUCGAUCUACUCCCGUUUCUAAAUCCGUCCAACGUAGAUAACUCGAUUCUUCAACUGAUUCUCUGUAAACUGUUGCCGUAGUAAUCAGUAAUGAUCAUGAUUGGAAGCGAGUUGGAUGUAAAAAUGUAAAUAUAAGUAGAAAAGAAUAGAGAAUAGAAAAACGAUACCUGGCAGUGUCACUGAAGAUGAGAAUCCAAGGUAGAAGAAACAGCAGUCAUACAAUACUUGAUGGUUUAUUUGCCGAGAAGUAAAAUACAUAGGCAUUUGUUAUAAUAGUACUGCCGAAGAAUACUUCUUACGUUUCUGUAAUACAUCUAGCGACAAUACAUCAGUACUAAAAAGAGAAAAGCUGAUUUUUUCAUCAAUUUGUCUGUUUACCAAAUACUUUACAAUGUUCGCGUACUUUCCCUCUAUCUUUCGCCAUCCUUAUGUUUUUUCUUUUUUUUUUCAUUAUUUUUCAGUAUUUUUUCUUUUUUACGUUUGUUCUAACUUCUUUGUCAGGCUUCGUGGUUUACUCUACUGAAUAUUCGCGAUUUCUCGUCUCGUUUUUAUCGUCGCUUCGAAGAAUCGGAAAGCGGCCGGCAACGACGAGGUGUUCGACGUUCGUCGUAGUCGAAAAACAAAAGAAAUUAACAGCGUCGAGCUUUGUGGUACUCGUCGCGCCGUAGUCGUUUUCAUCUCGGCACCUUGCACUUUUGCACGGUGGUCCCAAUUUGUGUUAAUAAUCGCGAUCGUACUCUUGUUAUUGCAAACGUUAGACGUCGGUGCACGCAGUUCUCAUUGUCUCGCUUUACAAUACCGCUCUAUACCGCAAUAACUUCGUCAGGAGACAGUCGAAAGAUAAAUUUCGAACGACAAGUUUCGCACGAAACUUCUCCUUUCUUAAAGAUCGACUCGAGAAAAAUUGCACGCAACCACCGUAAACUUUACGAAUACGUCAACCAAAUAGAACAAUGCAUCAACAGCGAAUCUUCGAAUCGGUUGCACACGAUCUUUCGCGAGCUUUCGCCUCUCUCCGUCUCUUCUUCUUUUUUUUUUUUUUUUUUUGUUUUGUGGUCGCUGCUCUCACAGUUUUCCAUUUUAUAAGAAAACUGCUGUUCAAUUAAUCGGUUUAUAAUUUCAUCUCGUUCACUCGAUCUCUCAUUCACACCGUAAACCAUUUCCCUUUUCCGCAGGCUACUUCGUCUAUUUUGACCUAUCUACGCGUCUAUCUACUUAAAUCUGCGUGUUCUAUACAAUUCUGUGAAUAUUUAAAAUUACGCGUACCACAUAGACCUAUAACAGGUUCGAUAUGAGUUACUCGUUUCAGAUACGAGGGAUUAUUUUGUAAAAUAGGUACAUAAUAUAAUUCUUCGAAUAGGCGGUGAUAAAUGUUAACGACGAAGUAACAAUACAAUAUUGCUCGAUUCCGUAUUGUAUAAUAUAUAUAUAAUAUUUAUGAUAAUAUAACAACAUUAUCCGCUCGCAAAUAAAGUAGAUUCUUUCGCUCUCUUUUUCCUCUCGUUUUUUCGUUUUUUUUUUUUUCUCUAUUUUAGAGGUCUACAUAAGAAGGGGGCUCACCGCGCUCGUUCCGUAAAUAUAUGCAUGUAAUAUGUUUGUAUCGUAUUUAUAUUUAUAUAUAUAUAUAUAAUCUAUAUAUAUAUAUAUAUAUAUAUAUUUAUACCUAUUUAUAAUCGUUCGUAUAUCUUUCCUCUGACAAAGUAAAUAAUUACGAUAGGCCUAACGAUCUCGAGUAACAAUCAUAAUCAUUAUCAUCAUCAAAUAUCACACACUUGCUCUCUAAUAUUACUUCCUCUCUCUCCCUCUCAUACAUCCAUUUGCUCUGUUCCUUCGUUCACCAAAUUUCCCUUAACAUUCUCUCUUUUAUUCCUCUUAGUACGUUCGUCCGGCGAAGCGUCCAAGAAUUUUUGCAAGCCACCGAUCAUAACUGCAUUACUACGUUAAUGAGAAAAGUAAACAAACAAGCGAAAUCGAAAGGAAUUACUCGUAAUAUAUCCCCUUCCUUCUUUUUGUGCUCCAUUCUUAAUACAACGCGCGACUCGACGGCGAUACCCUUUACAAUGUUUAUACAAUAUCGUUAUAUAUAUAUAUAUAUAUAUAUAUAUAUAUAUAUAUAUAUAUAUAUAUAU